ACACUUCAGCACACUGCUUCAAGAUGAAGGUACUCAUUCUUCUUUCCGUCGUUGCCUUGUGCAGCUGCUUGCCAGCAUCUAGAAAUCAACAAUACGUUGAUGUCGAUGUAGACUACAACAGAUAUAACACUCAUCCUGUCUACAACUUCUGGAAGACUUGGAAUCAGCAACAUUAUGGACAAGAACCAUGGAACCAAUGGGUAGAAUAUGGUGUCCGUAGCCAACCUGGUAACUACUGGAGGCAGUACGUUCAAGGCAGCAAUCAAGCUGAGAAUGUCGUUUUGCCUUGGAUGUAUCACUCUUGGGAUGUCCAAGAUAUUCAAGACCUAUCACCAGUUCAACGUGUACAGUUGCUACUCAACUAUGUAAGACUUCACCAACAAUGGAACCAAUGGAGUCAUGAUGUAACUGACAAUGAACGUCUUCAGAAUAUGUUGUAUCAACAUCUUCCUGAACAAGUAUGGGACUCCAACGAACAAAUUGUACCAUACAUCAUGCACUACUUUAACCAAAAUCCAAUGAAAUACAACGACAUUAUGCAUGAAGUAAUGCAAACUCCAUGGGUACAUCAAAAACUUAUUUUCCACGUUAUGUCUGAAUUAUAUCAACAUUUCGGUCAAGCUCCAUGGUCCCAUGAACAAAUCCUUAACCAGAUUAUGCAGCACCAAUAUCUCUACGGUACAACCUUAUCGCAACAACAACUCGAACAAUUGGUAGAAUUCGUACUCCACAUUCAAUACAAACUUACUCCUUUACAUUACCAACAACUUGUCCAUGUUCAACCUUGGAACCACGAACAAGUACUUCCAUGGAACCAAGAACAAGUACUCCCAUGGACCCACGUACAAGUUCUUCCUUGGAACCACGAAACCAUCCAACAAAGAUAUGAACAUGUUCAACCACAAGUUUACCAACAAUAUCGUUCAUGGAACUAUGAAAACGUUUUACCAUGGACUCGCCGAUCUUCUCUACAAAACAACAUGAACCUAGAAUCCCAAUACAACUACAAUCUCCACCAACAACAGAUGCCAUGGUCUCAAUAUUGGAACCAGAAAUAUGUACAACAAUACCCACAACAUUGGGAAGCCAUGGAACAACCCGGAUGGUGGAACCAACAAUGGACUCAAAACUUGGUUGGACAAGAGCAUCAUUAUCCUCUCUUGGAGCAGCAUAUGCCCUUAGUAUAUUAAAAAGUAUUUUUGUCUAACUAUAUGAAUUAAAAC
Diabrotica balteata is the source of this 1223-nucleotide messenger RNA. The record is from the annotation of a GenBank genome assembly. NCBI's taxonomy places the organism in Eukaryota, Metazoa, Arthropoda, Insecta, Coleoptera, Chrysomelidae.